This is a messenger RNA of Sinocyclocheilus grahami, 780 nucleotides long. RefSeq names its product potassium voltage-gated channel subfamily H member 2-like. The transcript has 4 exons. Gene Ontology annotation, biological process: potassium ion transmembrane transport; membrane repolarization during cardiac muscle cell action potential; regulation of ventricular cardiac muscle cell membrane repolarization. The annotation marks the transcript as partial. The record is from RefSeq and is a predicted model, not a curated record. Gene Ontology annotation, molecular function: inward rectifier potassium channel activity. NCBI's taxonomy places the organism in Eukaryota, Metazoa, Chordata, Actinopteri, Cypriniformes, Cyprinidae. Gene Ontology annotation, cellular component: plasma membrane.
UCCAUAUUAGCAUCUCCACAUGUCGAAUGGAACUGAAUUCUGAAUAGCGACCUAUUCCCUUAAGGCUCGCUUCCCCAUCGUUCUGCCAGGCUGAAAGAACAAAUAUGGAAGAUUUAAAGCAAACUUUCACUAAAGGUUGAAAUCCCUUCCAAAAACUUUUUUGUUGACAGAAUAGCAGCAUGGCCUUCUCCAGCAGCGAUGUGCUCACCGUUGGUCCCCUUCAGUACCAAGCUCUCAUGUAUGCCAGCAUAUUCGGAAAUGUCUCUGCAAUAAUUCAGAGGCUUUAUUCGGGAACAACGCACUAUCACACUCAGAUGCUGCGGGUUAAAGAGUUAAUCCGCUUUCAUCAGAUACCUGGAGAACUGAGGCAGAGACUGGAGGAAUAUUUCCAGCACGCCUGGUCCUACACCAAUGGCAUUGAUAUGAAUGCAGUCCUGAAAGGUUUUCCUGAGUGUUUGCAAGCUGAUAUUUGCUUGCAUCUGAAUCAUAGUCUGCUGCAGAACUAUAAGGUGUUCCGAGGGGCGAGUAAAGCGUGUCUGAGAGCUCUUGCCAUGCGCUUCAAAACCACCCACUCGCCACCUGGAGACACCCUCUAUCACCACGGCGACAUUAUCAAAGCCCUCCACUUCAUCUCCCGUGGUUCCAUUCAAGUGUCGCAACAUAACAUUGUGCUGGCCAUCCUGGGGAAGAAUGAUGUCUUUGGCGAGCCUAUAAAUCUGUAUACAGAUCCUGGUCACAGUAACGCUGAUGUUACUGCACUUACCUACUGUGACCUUCAAC